Molecule: messenger RNA, 990 nt
Organism: Notechis scutatus (mainland tiger snake)
Lineage: Eukaryota; Metazoa; Chordata; Lepidosauria; Squamata; Elapidae
Source: RefSeq, a predicted model, not a curated record
AUGGCGGCUUCAGGGGAGGAGACGCUGGUAGGGCAGCUGUGCCAGGAGGCCACCUGCCCGAUCUGCCUGGGCUUCUUAGAGCAGCCGAUGGUCCUUUUCUGCGGGCACACUUUCUGCCGCCACUGCCUGGCCCAGCUGGGCACUGAGGCUUCCUGCCCCCAGUGCAGAGUCAGGGUGGAGCCUGUCAGCACCUACCCCAACCAGCCCCUGGCCAACAUCGUCUGCCAUUUAAAGAGGCAUCGGCUGUCGGAGGGAGCCCAGGAGGAGAGCAGCACCCAAUGGCUGUGCCAGGAUCAUGGGCAGCCCCUGCAGAUCUUCUGCUCCAGCGAGAAGAGCCUCCUCUGCCUUGCCUGCUUGGGGAAGCACCAAGGCCACCCCCUUCUCUCUCUGCCUGAGGCUGCCCAGGAGUACAAGGACUUGCUGGAUGGCCUCCUGGAGCCCCUGAGAAAGGAGGAGCAGAAGCUGCUGGAGCAGAGGCAGGCCGAGGAACAAAGCUGGCAGGAGUUUCAGGAGCUACUUGCUGCCGAGAAGCAGAAGGUGGUCCUGGCGCUGGAGUCCCUGCAGGAGCUGCUCCGAGAGAGGCAGCCGGUCUGGCUGGGCUGGCUAGCUGAGCAGGAGGAGAAGAUGCAGGCCGAGUGGGCCCUGGCCAAACUCUCCAUGGAGACCUCCCGCCUGCAGCAGCUGAUAGCCCAGAUGGAGAGGAAGUGCCGCCAGCCAGAUGGGGAAUUCUUGCAGGACAUCCAGGACACCGUAGACAGGUGCCAGAGUUACGUGGCGGGGUCCAUAGAGAGCGCCUCUCCCAGGCUGCAAGUCAGACUCCAGACCCUCUUGGAGAAAAACGCUUCUGUAAGGCGGAUUGUGGACAAUUCCAAAGCCUCUCUGCAGGCGAUGCAGGAAUUGAUCCAGGCGUUCCACGACAUGGUUGUCCCAUGCACAUUGGGCAUCAUGCAUCACCUCACAAACUUGCAGGACGUGGUUGAUCGUCUUUAG